Molecule: messenger RNA, 612 nt
Organism: Helianthus annuus (common sunflower)
Lineage: Eukaryota; Viridiplantae; Streptophyta; Magnoliopsida; Asterales; Asteraceae
Exons: 1
Coding region: 1-612 (203 amino acids)
Cellular component (GO): plasma membrane
Source: RefSeq, a predicted model, not a curated record
AUGGCUACUCCUAAUAACCCAACCCAAAAUCUGGUAAGGCCGACACGCUUCAAGCUCGUGAGACUCAUCGUAAUAGUCUUGCUUGCACUCAUAAUCUUCGUUGGUCUAACCGUCCUGAUAAUUUGGCUAACCAUCAAGCCCAAAAAGAUAGUCUACUCCAUUGAUGAUGUCGUUAUCCACAACUACUAUUUAUCCAAUGCCAAUCACCUAAACGCGACCUACAACUUAACCCUUAGCGCGUACAACCCUAACAAGAAAGUUUCUAUUUACUAUGAUAAAGUUGAUAUUAUUGUCUUGUACGAUGAUGAAACUAUUAGCAGAGGGACUAUCGACGCCUUUUACCAGUCCAAAAUAAACACGACCCGUUUUAAGCUGAAUCUUGCAUCACAUGAUGUGGCAUUGCCGGAUCGGAUUGCACGAGAUCUAAAAGUGGAGAGGACGUUAGGUCGAGUCGAGUUGCGUGUGAAAUUGAAGACUAGAAUAAGGUUCAAGCUGGGAAUGUGGAAAUCAAGACAGUAUGACCACAUGAAAGUGUCAUGUGCACCCCUUAUGGUUCAUUUUUCUUCUUCCUCAAAGGGCUUCCAAAGGACCAUGUGUGAUGUUGAUUUUUAA